AUGGCUUCUUCUGAUCUUCCUCCUGAUACUUCACGACUCCAUCCCACAGAGAAUCCUAUUUUUACUGUCAAAUUCACAUGGAAAGACUGGCAAGGCAAGAUCUUCGAUACGAAAAAUCCUGCCUCAGAACCCAUCUACAUCAUUGACUUCCCGUUCAAGUUCGCGUCCAAAAAAGCAGCCUCAAUGAUCUUCAAAAAUGUCUCCACUGAGGACGUCGUGGGAAGCGGCAAGCUGAAUUUGGUUUCCAUCAAUCCCGGCUACAAAUGUCAUGGUCAGGAGGGUCAACUCCUGGCUCAGAAACGUUUCAGCACGCUGUAUACCUACCGCUCGCUCAAUUUCUCUACAAACAACACGCCCGUCACAAUGACUUGGUCCAGUAACCUUGCGUUCAAGACUUGGGACUUUGUCUGUGUCGAUGAACAGCAGAAUGCUGUGGCCAAGUUCUCUGGGAAUGCAUGGGGUGUCACGAAUAUUGGUAAAAUCGAGUUCGAUGGGCCCAAGAAACAUGAUCGAGCGGCGCAGGAGGAGCUCAUGGUCACGGGUAUCACGCUGUUCUAUUGCAUGAUGGUCCGAUGCAAUAAUGUUUUCAAUCUCUUUGGCGCUAUCUUUUCGCGUCCUGGUCACAAGGAGCACAUUGAUCCUCAACCCAGGGCUAUGACUGGCGAGGGAGCCACGGAACGCCCGUGA
Messenger RNA from Penicillium salamii, 687 nucleotides. NCBI's taxonomy places the organism in Eukaryota, Fungi, Ascomycota, Eurotiomycetes, Eurotiales, Aspergillaceae. The record is from the annotation of a GenBank genome assembly.